AUGGCACAAGAUAACAAUACUAACGAUCAAGAGCAAGAAACUCACAUUAAUGCUGAGAGUUCAAACAGUGAAAGCGGAAGUCAUGUAUGGCAUCACUUCGAAGUUUUGCAAGAUAAAAUUUAUGCUGAAUGCAAGAUAUGUAGGAUAAAAGGAAAGAGUGUGAAGUACAAAUUUCAUGGCACUACAAGUAAUAUGAUAUACCAUUUAUAUAACGAACAUGGGAUUACGAAAGAUAAUCAAACGGGUUAUAUCGAGGAUGGAAAUAUUGAAGCUUUUAUGAAAGUUGCUCGUGAAAAGAUUUCUCCUAGAAGACAGCUAGAAAUUGAAACUGCUAUGAUGACUUGGAUGAUUGAUGAUUGUCAACCAUUUUAUCUUUUGCGAAAUGAAUCGUUUAAAACAUUUAUGAAAAUAGCAGUUCCUGGUUUUAAACUUCCUGGUGAUGAUAAAGCACGACAUAUUAUAAAUGAUGCAUUCACUCAAUCGACUGAUCAACUUACCAAAACAUUGCAAGAUAUUCGAAGGCAUACUGGUAAAAAUAUUAAAAAUACUAUAACUCAAAUUAUAGACCGUGUAUCAAAAGGUCUUAAUGCAGCUAAAGCAUUUAAAAAGCGUGUAACUAAUCUUAUUUUACACUUUAAUGGUAGCCCUAAGCAAACUGAAAACCUUAAAGACGCGCAACAAAAAAGUGAUAAAGAGGAUGCUGAAUAUUUAGAACGAAUUAAUUUGACAAAUUCAGAAUGGAGUCUACUUUCCGACGUAUUAGCUUUGUUAGCUCCUUUUUAUGAAGCAACCAAAAUGUUAUCGGGCGUUACGUAUGCUACUCUUAAUAUGGUCUGUCAUACAAUGCACUACCUUAAAAAAACUGUAGCUCCACCCGAAGACGAAGAUGAUGAAUAUUACACAAAUUUAUUAAAUGACGAAUUAGAUGAAGUUGCAAGCCAAGAUGAAGAUACCGAUGAUGAAGUUACAACUAGCAAUCAACGAUUACAAUUCAAGAACCAUCGUGCUAUAAGUUUACCUAAUUCUACUAUAGAUGUUUUAGAGAAGAUCAAAGCUACUAUCUACUUAACUGCUAUUAUUGAAGAAUCAAAUGAUGAUUUAUAUGUCAGCUCAUCUGGAUCAUUAGUUACAAAUGAACCUUCAAGUACUAGUACUAAUCAAGUUAAUUAUUCUUUGCUCGGAAUAUAUGAAGAUUCAGAUGAUGAAAGUAGUAUUUCUGAUGAAGUUGCUCGAUACUUAGCUUUACCAAAAGUAUCUCCGAAUCGUAAUGUACUAGAAUGGUGGAAAGUUACGACAAAUGUCGGCUAUUACAGCAUACGUUGUUAUGACACUUUUGACGUAACCGCUUAUCUUUUUGACACAACCAUAUGUCCUCAAGUUUCUGCAUCUAUACAUGUUAGUUCAAAAUUCUUGGACAAUUUGAGUAAAUUUAAAAUUCAUUUCAACUUAACUAUUUGGGACAAGUUGAUUUAA
This is a messenger RNA of Dentiscutata heterogama, 1473 nucleotides long. NCBI's taxonomy places the organism in Eukaryota, Fungi, Glomeromycota, Glomeromycetes, Diversisporales, Gigasporaceae. The record is from the annotation of a GenBank genome assembly.